AUGUAUAGCAUCCAAAAUUUCCAGUUAUAAAAGACAUUGAUUGGAAGCCAAGCCAACGGCACAACAAAAAUGGGUUCCGAGUAUGAGUCUGAUCACUCGAAGCUGCAGCUCCCCUCGGUACGACUGAGCCAAUUGAACUCAACUCCCGGCUCCAUCUCGUGGAAAUCGACGGCCGAGAUCGUCCGGCGUGCGCUCGAAACCGACGGCUGUCUGGUGGUGGCCUGCGACAACAAACCCCCGCCGGAGGCGAUGUUCUCCGGCCUAUUGGAGGAGCUGUUCGCUCUCCCGCCGUCGACCAAAAUAAAGCACACGAGCGACCUCCCCGGCUUCGGCUACGGCGGAAACUUCUCCCUAAUGCCCCUUUUCGAGUACUUCGGCAUCGAAGACGGCGCCACCGUCGACGCUGCCCGACGCUUCACCCGCCUUAUGUGGCCCCACGGCCACCCCACCUUCUCGGAAAGCCUGCAUGCCUACUGCAAGGCGCUGCUGGAAGUGUACGGAACAGUAAUGGGGAUGGUGGUGAGCAGCUACGGCCUGGAUACGGACAAGUACCAUAAUGAAUUGACGGCGUCGCCGCUGUACAUGACGAGGAUCAUGAAGUACAAAAUAAGUAGUAAUAGUAAUUCGGAUUCUGUGGGGAUAAUUCCCCACAGAGACAAGAGCUUCAUGACUGUAAUAGGGACUAAUGAAGUCAACGGUCUGCAGAUCGAGACCCCCGCCGGCGACUGGGUUGACUUCCACCCCUCGCCGGCCUCCUUCAUCGUCAUCGUCGGCGAAGCACUUAUGGCAUGGAGCAAUGGUAGAAUAUACUGUCCUCUGCACAAAGUGAUUGCUCAUGAAAGUAAAGAGAAGUAUUCGAUUGGGAUAUUCUCCUUCAUACGAGGGGUGGUGAGUGUGCCCCCAGAGCUCGUCGACGACCAGAAUCCUCUCAGGUUUAAGCCAUUUCGGAACUUGGAAUUCCUCCGCUACUGCAAGGCAGGAGGGGCCACCAUGGCAUCUGCCAUUCGGACAUACUGUGGACUUUGACUUUGAUUUUGACUUUAAUUCACUUUAAGUCCCCUCUAUGUAUGUAUGUAUGUAUGUAUGUACGUACGUGUGUUUCCUUGACAGAUUUUAAUUUUUGGUUUUAAAUAGUAAAACUUUAAAUGAGAAUAGUUGUUUGAUGUGAUAUAAAUUUAUAUUGAUGUGAUGUUUUGAAUAUAAAAUUAAA
Andrographis paniculata is the source of this 1210-nucleotide messenger RNA. RefSeq names its product probable 2-oxoglutarate-dependent dioxygenase AOP1. The record is from RefSeq and is a predicted model, not a curated record. The coding region runs from base 70 to 1026 and encodes 318 amino acids. The transcript has 3 exons. NCBI's taxonomy places the organism in Eukaryota, Viridiplantae, Streptophyta, Magnoliopsida, Lamiales, Acanthaceae. Gene Ontology annotation, molecular function: dioxygenase activity.